Messenger RNA from Fulvia fulva, 702 nucleotides. RefSeq lists its product as uncharacterized. The coding region runs from base 1 to 702 and encodes 233 amino acids. The transcript has a single exon. Gene Ontology annotation, biological process: maturation of 5.8S rRNA from tricistronic rRNA transcript (SSU-rRNA, 5.8S rRNA, LSU-rRNA); nuclear-transcribed mRNA catabolic process, RNase MRP-dependent. The record is from RefSeq and is a predicted model, not a curated record. Gene Ontology annotation, molecular function: rRNA primary transcript binding. Gene Ontology annotation, cellular component: ribonuclease MRP complex. Lineage: Eukaryota; Fungi; Ascomycota; Dothideomycetes; Mycosphaerellales; Mycosphaerellaceae.
AUGGCCGACGUCGGCCUCAUCGAUAUAUCACAUGCAGAUCAAGCAGAACUGCGACAUCUGGCCGACCUCUUGCACCUUUUCCACCAUCGCAACAAGAAUCAGCACCGAAGAAGUGUAUGGUGGCGGCAUUUUUCCAUAUUCCGAAAGCAGCUCAGUGCUCUGGUCAACGACUCUAACCGAAUCGAUGCAGUAGCGCUUACGAACCUUGCCCGGGCAAAAAAGAAAGCACAAGACGCUCAGAUCGCUAUCACUACAUCAAAACGCAUACUUUUCUGGCGCGACACCAUGGUCGCGAAGUGGCAGCACGCCUUCUCGCAGCUUAUUGCAGACGGAAGGUUUUCGGUGCUUGGAUUAGUAUUGUUGGCAGCACUUUCACAAGUGUGUCAAAUCGUUGGCAUUACUGCUGAUCUGGAAGAAAUGGGCCAAGCCAAAGUCGAAAAGGUUCUUGAAGAAUUCGGCAGGGACGCCUGGGGAGCUGAAACAAGGCAACAACAGAACGUUGCAGCAGAGGACCUAGGAGAGGUAAUUCAGAGAGAGGAAGUGCCGAAUCAGGUUGAUGUCGGUGAACUCAAGUCACGACCUGAAGAGAGGACUAUGAACGCAACUUCCGCGAGAGUGAGAAAAGCUACUGCCACCUCCAACAAUAAACCGUCGAAGAAGAAACGAAAGAAAGGCAAUGCUAUCGACGACAUCUUUGGAUGA